UCAGCGCGGGCGCAUUACUGGCUGUAACGAAAAGUGAAUGUUUCAAACUUCUUGAAUUCUCGAUCUGACAGUUCUUGACGGACUGUUGCUGAUUGGACCGCCGAAGACCGAAGAAACGUUCAAUACGCGAUGACCGGAUUGUAACCUAAUUUGUUUACGAAAAUGCGACAUAAAAAAUAGCGCGAGUGCAAUAGUUCACAGUGAAUUUUUUUAAAUAUCGUAGUGUAGUUUUGGUUUUCCUCACGUUGUCGCAUCUUGGAGAAAGGAAGGAUAUUCUUCACCAAAAUGGCGAGUGGAUUGCGACCCGAUCCCUACAGCGACGAUAACCUUUCAGACGAUGAAAGCUCGCCUUUGACUGAAAAUAUUUAUGGAGGAAGCACAAGAACCGUUCAAGAAACGAAAGGAUGGGACGUCUUCAGGGACCCUCCAAGCAAGGAGGUUUCGAGCUCUAUGGCCGACCAAAAAUGUUUAGAACUGACAGUAAAAAUUCUCAAAGUUGUUGCCUACUUAGUGACGUUCGUUAUAGUACUAGUAUCAGGAGUAAUAGCGAAAGGAACUCUUUUAUUCAUGACGUCGCAACUUAAGGCUGAUAAAAUCAUCACAUACUGUAACAGGGAAUUAGGCAGAGAAAAACAAUUUAUAGUUAAGUUACCAACACCAGAACGAGUAGCAUGGAUGUGGUGCAUAUUUUUCGCCUUUACUAUACCUCAGCUUGGGGCUCUAUUCCGAUCUACAAGGAUGUGUUACUUCAAGUCCUCCAAGAGACCUCCAUUUUCCCAUUUUCUGAUUAUUUUUCUAGCAGAAACUGCGCAAACUGUAGGUAUUGCCAUUUUGGUUUUCCACAUACUGCCAGAUAUUGAUGUCGUCAAAGGUGCGAUGUUAACCAACUGCCUUUGCUUUGUACCAGCUGUCUUGGGGUUACUUUCAAGGAAUAACAAGGAAUCUCAACGGUACAUUAAAGUCAUUAUAGAUCUCAUAGCCAUUGCAGCGCAAGCCACUGGCUUUAUUGUGUGGCCAAUCAUGGAGGGGCGAGCAGACUUGUGGAUAAUUCCCGUCGCCAUUUUCAUGAUAUCUGUCGGCUGGUGGGAAAACUACAUUUCUAAGCACUCUCCGUUACCAUUCAUCAAGAGACUGGGGAAGAUAAAAGAAAAUUUCGACCAGACGAGAUACUUCACUUACAUGUUCAUUUCUACCUGGAAAAUUUUGUGUUUUCUAAUCUGUAUCAUGUUUAUACUGCUAGUGAGGGAGGGAGAGAUGGGCUUUUUUUUCACGGAGUUUUCUGAAGGAUUCGGGGCUCAUCCAAUUACUAUAUUAGAGAUCAAACCAGUCCUGGGAGGAACAUCUCUACCAGACAUAUCCGAGAUUUUACCUACAGGAGACGAUACCGUUGUUCAAUCCAGUGAUAUCACCCCAAUCUACGUUCUAAUGAUCAACGUACUUGCCUCCUACCUAACCUACAUUUUCGGCAAGUUCGCCUGUAAAAUCAUGAUCCAGGGAUUUUCGUACGCAUUCCCCGUUAAUCUAACUAUUCCAGUUUCCGUUUCUCUUCUGAUAACAGCUUGUGGAUUAAGGAAUGGCGAUCCAUGUUUCUUCCAUGACACGAUUCCUGAUUAUCUAUUUUUUGAGUCACCUUCUGCCGCAUUUCUCAACGAUUUUAUUCAUCACCAGCAUGCUUGGGUUUGGUUGUUGUGGUUGCUGUCUCAGACUUGGGUGAUGAUACACAUCUGGACACCAAAAUGUGAGCGUCUCGCUAGCACUGAGAAGUUACAAGUUGUGCCCUUGUAUGAUGGUCUUCUUAUCGAUCAGAGCAUGGGACUCAAUAGACGCAGGGAUGACGAAGCUGAUGUUAAACCAGAAGACUUAGAGGAAAUACAAAAAGAAAAAGCAGACGAAUACUACGAAACUAUAUCCAACCACACUGAUGGAUCAUCUCCGAAGAAUGUAAAGAACUCUGACCAUAUUACCAGAAUUUACGCUUGUGCUACUAUGUGGCAUGAAAACAAAGAAGAAAUGAUAGAGUUUUUGAAGUCCAUUUUAAGGUUAGACGAAGAUCAGUCGGCCAGGAGAGUAGCACAAAAAUAUUUGAGAGUCGUGGAUCCAGAUUAUUACGAAUUUGAAACCCAUAUUUUCUUUGACGACGCCUUCGAAAUUUCCGAUCACAACGACGAUGAUACUCAAGUAAACCGCUUCGUUAAGCUUCUUGUAGCUACUAUCGAUGAAGCAGCUUCUGACGUGCAUCAAACCCACAUUCGUGUACGGCCUCCUAAGAAAAUUCCGACCCCAUAUGGUGGUAGGUUGAUCUGGCAGUUACCUGGAAAAACUAAGAUGAUUGCUCACUUGAAGGAUAAGAUGAAAAUAAGACACAGGAAAAGAUGGUCCCAGGUGAUGUAUAUGUACUACCUUCUGGGACACCGACUCAUGGAACUACCUAUUUCCGUUGACAGAAAGGCAACCAUUGCUGAAAAUACCUAUUUAUUGACCCUGGAUGGGGACAUCGAUUUUCAACCGUCUGCCGUAUUGCUGCUCAUAGAUUUGAUGAAGAAAAAUAAAAACCUAGGGGCUGCUUGUGGCCGUAUCCACCCAGUGGGAUCAGGUCCUAUGGUAUGGUACCAACUUUUCGAAUAUGCAAUUGGUCAUUGGCUGCAAAAAGCUACUGAACACGUUAUUGGCUGUGUGCUUUGUAGCCCAGGUUGUUUUUCUCUCUUCAGAGGAAAAUCACUGAUGGACGACAAUGUAAUGAAAAAAUAUACCACAAGUUCUGCCGAAGCGAAACACUACGUCCAAUACGAUCAAGGAGAAGAUCGUUGGUUGUGCACAUUGCUCCUCCAAAGAGGAUACAGAGUGGAGUACUCAGCUGCUUCAGAUGCCUACACCCACGCUCCAGAAGGUUUCAACGAAUUUUUCAACCAGCGGCGUAGAUGGGUACCAUCAACUAUUGCCAACAUCAUGGAUCUACUUAUGGCGUCCAAGAAAACCAUCGAAGUCAACGACAACAUCUCAAUGCCUUAUAUUGGAUACCAGAUUCUUCUCAUGGGCGGUACCAUCUUAGGACCCGGUACUAUAUUCCUUAUGUUGGUGGGGGCGUUUGUAGCGGCGUUUCAGAUUGACAAUUGGACUAGUUUUUAUUAUAACAUUUACCCGAUUUUGUUCUUCAUGUUAGUUUGUUUCACUUGCAAAUCAAAUCUACAGUUACUGGCCGCCCAAAUUCUAUCCACUGGCUAUGCCUUGAUCAUGAUGGCUGUGAUUGUUGGUACAGCACUUCAGUUACGUGAGGACGGUGUUGGCUCUCCAUCGGCCAUUUUCUUAAUAGCUAUGACUGGAUCUUUCUUCAUUGCUGCUUGUUUGCAUCCACAAGAAUUUUGGUGUAUCGUACCAGGCAUUAUUUAUCUGUUAUCCAUACCUUCUAUGUACUUGCUGUUAAUUCUAUAUUCGAUUAUUAAUCUAAACAAUGUAUCCUGGGGUACAAGAGAAGUCGCAGUCAAAAAAACGAAAAAGGAAAUUGAAGAGGAGAAAAAAGCAGCAGAAGCAGCCAAGAAACAAGCAAAAUCAAAAUCGCUACUCGGUUUCCUACAAAGUGGAGGUACCAAUGACGAUGACGAAGGCAGUAUCGAAAUAUCCUUAGCGGGGCUCUUUAGAUGUAUGCUGUGUACACAUCAAAAAGCUGGUGAUGAAAAGGCACAACUUAUGCACAUUGCUGACUCUUUGGACAGCCUAGCCAAAAGGCUGGAUCACAUUGAAAAAGUUGUAGAUCCUGCAGGUCACCAUUCAAGAAAGAGGAGUAUGUCGGCAUCAUCUCGACAUGGUGGCGAACCCUUAUUGAAAACUGUCAGCGAGGAGGAAGAACAGAGAGAAUCGAGCGAAUCAGAUGACGAUACUAUUUCUGUGACACCAAGAAAUAAGAGAGACGAUUUGGUGAACCCCUAUUGGAUUGAGGAUCCUGACGUUGGCAAGGGAGAAGUCGAAUAUUUGAAUAGUAACGAGUUACAGUUCUGGAAAGAUUUGUUAGCAAAAUAUCUAUAUCCUCUUGAUGAAAAUAAGGAAGAGAAGGCCCGUAUAGCUGCAGAUCUCAAGGAAUUGCGUGACCAAUCAGUCUUUGCUUUCUUUAUGAUGAAUGCCCUCUUCGUUUUAAUAGUAUUCUUGCUGACAUUGAAAAAAGACAACCUCCACAUAAAGUGGCCCUUUGGAGUUCGAACUAACAUUACCUACGACGAGAGUACACAAGAGGAUAGGAUAGCGAAAGAUUUGAUUGAACUGCGGAACAAGUCGGUUUUCGCUUUCAUCAUGUUUAAUGCUUUGUUCGUCUUAGUGGUAUUUCUUCUUCAACUCAAUAAGGAUCAGAUCCACGUUAAGUGGCCGUUAGGAGUUAGAACUAAUAUUACAUAUAUUGAGGAGACUUCCGAGGUUCAUAUCUCAAAGGAAUACCUGCAGCUGGAACCUAUUGGUUUAGUAUUUGUAUUCUUCUUCGCACUCAUCUUGGUCAUCCAGUUUGUUGCUAUGUUGUUCCAUCGAUUUGGAACCAUAGCUCACAUCUUGGCCUCGACUGAGCUCAACUGGUCAUGCACUAAAAAGAAAGAGGAAAUGUCUCCCAAUGCGCUGUUAGAUAAGCAGGCAGUGGAGAUUGUCAAGCAGUUGCAGAGGCUGCAAGGCAUUGAUGGUGACUACGAUAAUGAUUCAGGAUCUGGUCCAGAUAGAAUUGGAAGGAGAAAAACAAUACACAAUCUGGAAAAAGCAGCCCAGAAGAAGAGACAAAUCGGAACUUUGGAUGUGGCGUUUAAAAAGAGAUUUGCAAAGCUCAAUGCCAAUCCUGAAGGAGGAUCUCCGGUUCUUAGUAGGCGCAUGACGAUGAGACGUGAAACGAUGAAGGCUCUUGAGGUACGAAUCAACUCGGUUAUGGCAGAACGUAGGAAAUCCCAUAUGCAAACCCUAGGAGCUAAGAACGAAUUCAACACCAACAAUAACGUCCAACGAAACCAUCGGAACAGUGUAGCCAGCAGUAUACCUGCGAAAGAUGUUUUCGAAAACGGACAUGUCAACAAGGCCUUCGAAGAAGAAAUUUACGGAAGCCGAAAUUCUUUGCCCAUGCAUUCUAGGUCUAAUAAUGUCACUUGGAUGGGAACAAAUAAUCGACUGUGAUUGAAACUGGAAAAAUGCAAAUGGAUUUUCAAAUAAAUAUUUUUCAGGAGAUUUUCAAAAACAGAAACCUUAUGAAUCAGGAGUAUGUGAAAAAAGUAAAAAUAAAAAACAUUUAUUACAUUUUCAAUAGAUACUUUCAAUUAUUGAUAUAAUUAGAAAGCAUUGAUUGAAUUUGUAACCCAAGAAGCAAAAAUAAUUGGCUAGUGAUUUAUUAGAACUAGUAUAGCAAUAAUAGAUUUUUACAAUAUUGAAUAUAUGAACAUUACCAAUAAAAACUGUAAUUGAAAGAAGGAGCCAAUCAGAUACCCAGUGAUCACUACUUGAUUUUUUUUAAAUCAUAGGUAACUGUAGGACUAUCACUUUACAUUAAAUACUCUACAAAAUACUCAUUUUUUAUAUCUCAACCACUGCCUGUCUAUGGUGAACAUUAUGGUUCUGUAAAUACUCCAUUUUAUGCCAACAUUUUUUAUAUAAGACUUAACUAUUUGUCAGCUCAACUUUUUAGGAGUAAAGACAUUUUUGUACUUUUUAGGUUUUUAAGACAUAUUUAUAUUUUUUACAUUAAGAUUAUGUGAUAUACAAUAGAUAAUUUGUAUAUAAA
Leptinotarsa decemlineata (Colorado potato beetle) is the source of this 5734-nucleotide messenger RNA. It is a transcript of the gene kkv, whose product is annotated as hyaluronan synthase-like protein kkv. Gene Ontology annotation, cellular component: cell septum; cell periphery. Gene Ontology annotation, biological process: chitin biosynthetic process. Gene Ontology annotation, molecular function: chitin synthase activity. Lineage: Eukaryota; Metazoa; Arthropoda; Insecta; Coleoptera; Chrysomelidae. The record is from RefSeq and is a predicted model, not a curated record.